Catharus ustulatus (Swainson's thrush) is the source of this 4027-nucleotide messenger RNA. RefSeq names its product VWFA and cache domain-containing protein 1-like. The record is from RefSeq and is a predicted model, not a curated record. The transcript has 27 exons. The coding region runs from base 1 to 3834 and encodes 1277 amino acids. Lineage: Eukaryota; Metazoa; Chordata; Aves; Passeriformes; Turdidae. Gene Ontology annotation, molecular function: voltage-gated calcium channel activity. Gene Ontology annotation, cellular component: voltage-gated calcium channel complex.
AUGGAGCGGGGCUCCGGGCGGCUGCAGCCCCCCGCUGCCGCUGCCGCUGCCCGGGGGGGCCGGGGGCCGCUCGGCCUCCUGUGCCUGGCGCUGCUGGGCGCGCUGGGCGCCGCCGAGGCGGAGUUCUCCAUCCUGGACGAGGCGCAAGUGCUGGCCAGCCAGAUGAGGAAACUCGCCACCGAGGAGCUGAGGGUCGUCACCAUGCAGAGGAUAUUCAACUCUUUCGUGUACACGGAGAAAAUAUCGAAUGGAGAAAGCGAAGUUCAACAGUUGGCAAAGAAAAUCCGUGAGAAGUUCAACCGGUACUUGGACGUUGUGAAUCGGAACAAGCAGGUGGUGGAAGCUUCCUACACUGCUCACCUCACCUCCCCCCUGACUGCCAUCCAGGACUGCUGCACCAUCCCACCAUCCAUGAUGGAAUUUGAUGGGAAUUUCAACACCAACGUUUCCAGAACCAUCAGCUGUGACAGACUCUCCACCACUGUCAACAGCAGAGCCUUCAAUCCUGGACGUGACUUAAAUUCUGUCCUUGCUGAUAACCUGAAGUCUAACCCAGGAAUUAAGUGGCAAUAUUUCAGCUCAGAAGAAGGGAUUUUCACCGUGUUCCCAGCCCACAAGUUCCGCUGCAAAGGCAGCUACGAGCACCGCAGCAGGCCCGUCUACGUCUCGACCGUUCGCCCCCAGUCCAAGCACAUCGUGGUCAUCGUGGACCACGGGGCCUCUGUCACUGAGACACAGCUCCAGAUUGCCAAGGAUGCUGCCCAGGUCAUCCUCAGCUCCAUAGAUGAGCACGACAAGAUCUCGGUGCUGACGGUGGCGGACGCGGUGCGGACGUGCUCCCUGGACCAGUGCUACAAAACCUUCCUGUCCCCUGCCACCAGUGAGACCAAGAGGAAGAUGUCCAGCUUUGUGAGCAGCAUCAAGGCAUCUGACAGCUCCACACAGCACGCCCUGGGCUUCCAGAAGGCUUUCCAGCUCCUCCGGAACACCAACAACGGCACCCGGCUCCAAGGAACUACUGACAUGGUCAUCAUUUAUCUCUCGGCUGGGAUCACAUCAAAAGAUUCCUCAGAAGAUGAUAAAAAAGCCACUCUGCGUGUCAUCAACGAAGAAAACAGCUUCCUCAAUAACUCAGUGAUGAUCCUCACUUAUGCCCUCAUGAAUGAGGGGGUGACAGGGCUGAAGGAGCUGGCCUUCCUGCGGGACCUGGCCGAGCAGAACUCAGCCAAGUACGGCGUGCCCGACCGCAGCGCCCUGCCCGUCACCAAGGGCAGCAUGAUGGUCCUCAACCAGCUCAGCAACCUGGAGACCACCGUGGGCAGGUUCUACACCAACCUGCCCAACAGGAUGAUCGACGAGGCCGUGUUCAGCCUGCCCUUCUCGGAUGAGAUGGGGGAUGGCCUGAUAAUGACUGUCAGUAAACCCUGUUACUUUGGGAACCUCCUGCUGGGAAUUGUUGGAGUAGAUGUCAAUCUUGCCUACAUCUUGGAGGAUGUCACCUAUUACCAGGACUCCUUGGGAUCCUACACCUUCCUCAUUGAUAAUAAAGGAUACACUCUGAUGCAUCCCUCCCUGACCAGGCCCUACCUGCUGUCUGAGCCUCCUCUCCACACAGACAUCAUCCACUACGAGAACAUUCCCAAAUUCGAGCUGGUGCGCCAGAACAUCCUCAGCAUCCCCUUGGGCAGCCAGAUCAUCACAGUUCCUGUGAACUCCUCACUGUCCUGGCACGUCAACAAGCUGAGGGAGAUUGGGAAAGAAGCUUACAAUGUCAGCUAUGCCUGGAAAAUGGUGCAGGACACAUCCUUCAUCCUGUGUGUGGUGGUGAUCCAGCCAGAAAUCCCUGUGAAGCAGCUGAAGAACCUCAACACUGUCCCCAGCAGCAAACUGCUGUACCACAGGCUGGACCUGCUGGGCCAGCCCAACGCCUGCCUGCACUUCAAGCAGCUGGCCACGCUGGAGAGCCCCACAGUGAUGCUGUCUGCAGGCAGCUUCUCCUCCCCCUACGAGCACCUGAGCCAGCCUGAGACCAAGAGGAUGGUGGAGCACUACACAGCCUACCUGAGUGACAACACCCGGCUCAUCGCCAACCCCGGCCUCAAGUUCUCUGUCAGGAAUGAAGUAAUGGCAACCAGUCACGGCACGGAUGAAUGGAUGACCCAGAUGGAGAUCAGUGGCCUCAACAGUUACAUUGUCCGGCGUUACAUAGCAACCCCCAACGGGGUGCUCCGCAUCUACCCCGGCUCCCUCAUGGACAAAGCAUUUGAUCCCACCAGGAGACAAUGGUACCUGCAUGCAGUGGCCAAUCCAGGACUGAUCACCUUUACUGGGCCCUACCUGGACGUGGGAGGGGCUGGGUAUGUGGUGACCAUCAGCCACACUGUCCACUCCUCCAGUGCUCAGAUGUCCUCAGGACACUCCGUGGCCGUGAUGGGCAUCGACUUCACCCUCAGAUAUUUCUACAAAGUCCUCAUGGACCUGCUGCCAGUUUGUAACCAAGAUGGGGGGAACAAAAUCAGGUGCUUCAUCAUGGAGGACAGGGGGUACCUGGUGGCACAUCCAACCCUCAUCGACCCCAAGGGCCACGCUCCUGUGGAGCAGCAGCACAUCACACACAAGGAGCCCCUGGUAGCAAAUGACAUCCUGAACCACCCCAACUUUGUGAAGAAAAACCUCUGCAACAGCUUCAGCGACAGGACCGUGCAGCGCUUCUACAAAUUCAACACCAGCUUGGUGGGUGACCUGACCAACCUGGUGCACGGCAGUCACUGCUCCAAGUACAGGCUGACGAGGAUCCCGGGCACCAACGCCUUCGUGGGCAUCGUCAACGAGACGUGCGACUCGCUGGCCUUCUGUGCCUGCAGCAUGGUGGACAGGCUGUGCCUCAACUGCCACAGGAUGGAACAGAACGAGUGUGAGUGUCCCUGUGAGUGCCCACUGGAGGUGAAUGAGUGCACUGGGAACCUGACCAACGCUGAGAGCAGGAAUCCAAGCUGUGAGGUGCAUCAGGAGCCAAUGACUUUCACAGCCAUCGAUCCCAGCCUGCAGGAUGCACUCCCACAGUGCAUCAACACCCAGUGCAACCAGAGGACAGAGAGUGGGGAUUGCUUUGGAGUGCUGGACUGUGAGUGGUGCAUGGUGGACAGCGAUGGGAAGACCCACCUGGACAAGUCCUACUGUGCCCCUCAGAAGGAAUGCUUUGGUGGCAUUGUGGGAGCCAAGAGUCCCUAUGUGGAUGACCUGGGAGCAAUAGGAGAUGAGGUGAUCACCCUGAACAUGAUCAAGAGUGCCCCCGUGGGUCCGGUGGCUGGAGGCAUCAUGGGCUGCAUCAUGGUGCUGGUGCUGGCCGUGUACGCGUACCGGCACCAGAUCCACCGCCGCAGCCACCAGCACAUGUCCCCGCUGGCAGCACAGGAAAUGUCAGUGCGCAUGUCCAACCUGGAAAACGACAGGGACGAGAGGGACGAUGACAGCCAUGAAGACAGAGGAAUCAUCAGCAACACGCGGUUCAUCGCGGCGGUGAUCGAGCGCCACGCGCACAGCCCCGAGCGCCGGCGCCGCUACUGGGGCCGCUCGGGCACCGAGAGCGACCACGGCUACAGCACCAUGAGCCCUCAGGAGGACAGCGAGAACCCCCCCUGCAAUAACGACCCCCUCUCGGCCGGGGUGGACGUGGGGACCCACGACGAGGACCUGGAGCUGGACACGCCCCCGCAGACGGCAGCGCUGCUGAGCCACAAAUUCCACCACUACCGGCUGCACCACCCCACCCUGCACCACAGCCACCACCUGCAGGCCGCUGUCACCGUGCACACCGUGGAUGCUGAGUGCUGAGGACAUCACAGCCACCUCCUGCAGGCUGCCACAGACACCUCCUGCAGGCCACUGUCACCGUGCACACCGUGGAUGCUGAGUGCUGAGGACACCACAGCCACCUCCUGCAGGCUGGUGGCACUGGGGACACCACAGCCACCUCCUGCAGGCUGCCACAGCCACCAUCUGCAGACUGUGGCACUGGGGACACCAC